Messenger RNA from Oryzias melastigma (Indian medaka), 2928 nucleotides. It is a transcript of the gene mcm2, whose product is annotated as minichromosome maintenance complex component 2. The transcript has 20 exons. Gene Ontology annotation, molecular function: 3'-5' DNA helicase activity; single-stranded DNA helicase activity; ATP binding. The record is from RefSeq and is a predicted model, not a curated record. The coding region runs from base 151 to 2814 and encodes 887 amino acids. Lineage: Eukaryota; Metazoa; Chordata; Actinopteri; Beloniformes; Adrianichthyidae. Gene Ontology annotation, cellular component: MCM complex; nucleus. Gene Ontology annotation, biological process: mitotic DNA replication initiation; double-strand break repair via break-induced replication; DNA replication.
CAAACCCCGCCCCGGAUCAAAUGACCAACCAAUAGGGAGUUGUCAUUCAAGUCUUUUCGCGGGCUUUGGGUAUCACGUGAUUCUUUUCGCGCGAAAACUGACGACUGUCCUGUAACAGACAGAGGCGGCAGCAGCAGCGGCAGAAGCAGCAUGGCGGAUUCCUCUGAAUCGUUCCACGGAGCCACCAGCCCCAAUCCGGGUCUGAGGAGGGGAGACCCCACGUCCAGCCCGGGCCGGGACCUGCCCCCUUUCGAAGACGAGUCUGAGGGGCUGCUGGGAGACACGCCCCUCCCAGGAGAGGAGGAUGAAGGGGAGGAGCUUAUCGGUGAUGGGAUGGAGAGGGACUACCGAGCCAUCCCGGAGCUGGACCGGUACGAGGCCGAGGGUCUGGACCUGGACGAUGAAGACCUUCCAGACCUGUCUCCAGGAGCCCGAGCUGCUGCUGAGGAGGAGAUGAGGAGGAGAGACCGGGAGCAGGGGGUCAGCGGGAGGCUGAGGAGGGGGCUGCUGUACGACAGUGAAGACGAGGACGAUGAGCGUCCCGCGGCUCGCCGGCGCCGGCUGGCGGAACGUGCGGCGGAGGGUUUAGUGGACGGAGAAGACGAGGAGAUGAUUGAGAGCAUCGAGAACCUGGAGGACAUGAAGGGUCACACGGUGAGGGAGUGGGUCUCCAUGCCGGCGCCACGCCUGGAAAUCUACAACCGCUUCAAGAACUUCCUUCGGACCCACGUGGAUGAAAACGGCCACAAUGUCUUCAAGGAGAAGAUCAGUGACAUGUGCAAAGAGAACAGGGAGAGUUUGGUCGUGAACUACGAGGACCUGGCGGCGCGGGAACACGUCCUGGCUUACUUCCUGCCAGAAGCUCCGGCUGAGAUGCUGAAGGUUUUUGAUGAAGCGGCCAAAGAGGUCGUUCUCGCCAUGUACCCGAAGUACGACCGCAUCGCUCACGAAAUCCACGUGCGCGUCUCCAACUUGCCUCUGGUGGAGGAGAUCCGGGCGCUCCGGCAGCUGCACCUGAACCAGCUGAUCCGGACCAGCGGCGUGGUGAGCAGCUGCACCGGCGUGCUGCCCCAGCUCAGCAUGGUCAAGUACAACUGCAACAAGUGCAGCUUCGUGCUGGGACCCUUCUUCCAGAACCAGAACCAGGAGGUGAAGCCGGGCUCCUGCCCCGAGUGCCAGUCUCAGGGCCCCUUCGAGGUCAACAUGGAGGAGACGGUGUAUCAGAACUACCAGAGGAUCACCAUCCAGGAAAGUCCGGGUAAAGUGGCGGCUGGCCGGCUCCCACGCUCCAAAGACGCCAUCCUGCUGGCCGACCUGGUGGACAGCUGCAAACCUGGAGACGAGAUCGAGCUGACGGGGAUCUACCACAACAACUACGACGGCUCCCUGAACAUGGCCAACGGCUUCCCGGUGUUCGCCACCGUCAUCCUGGCCAACCACAUCAGUCGCAGGGAUGAGGGCGUGGCCGUGGCCGAGCUGACCGACGAGGACGUCAAAGCCAUCCUGGCUCUGUCCAAGGACGAGUGCAUUGGAGAGAGGGUCUUUGCCAGCGUCGCUCCGUCCAUCUAUGGUCACGAAGACAUCAAGAGAGCUCUGGCUCUGUCCCUCUUUGGAGGAGAACCCAAAAAUCCAGGUGGGAAACACAAAGUCCGUGGAGACAUCAACGUGCUGCUGUGUGGAGACCCGGGAACGGCCAAGUCCCAGUUCCUCAAGUACGUGGAGAAGGUGGCCAGCCGCGCCGUCUUCACCACAGGUCAGGGAGCGUCCGCCGUGGGCCUGACCGCAUACGUGCAGAGACACCCCGUCAGCCGCGAAUGGACGCUGGAGGCCGGAGCGCUGGUGCUGGCCGACCGCGGGGUCUGCCUGAUCGACGAGUUCGACAAGAUGAACGACGCCGACAGGACCAGCAUCCACGAGGCCAUGGAGCAGCAGAGCAUCUCCAUCUCCAAAGCCGGGAUCGUCACCUCGCUGCAGGCACGCUGCACCGUUAUCGCCGCCGCCAACCCCAUCGGUGGACGGUACGACCCCUCCUUGACCUUUGCUGAGAACGUGGAUCUGACUGAGCCCAUCGUGUCCCGCUUUGACGUUUUGUGCGUGGUCAGAGACACGGUGGACCCCGUGCAGGAUGAGAUGCUGGCCCGCUUCGUGGUUGGCUCACACAUGAAGCAUCACCCCAGCACCAAGGAAGGGGGCGUGGCUCUGGAGGAGAUGGUGCUGCCCAACACCACAGAGGUUCCCCCGAUCCCACAGGACCUCCUGAGGAAGUACAUCAUUUACGCCAAAGAGCGGGUCCACCCCAAACUGAACCAGAUGGACCAGGACAAGGUGGCUCGCAUCUACAGCGACUUGCGCAAGGAGUCCAUGGCCACUGGCAGCAUCCCCAUCACCGUCCGGCACAUCGAGUCCAUGAUCCGCAUGGCCGAGGCCCACGCCAAGAUGCACCUGAGGGACUACGUCCUGGAGGACGACGUCAACAUGGCCAUCCGAGUCAUGCUGGAGAGUUUUAUCGACACGCAGAAGUUCAGCGUCAUGAGGAGCAUGAGGAAGACGUUCGCCCGGUACCUGGCCUUCCGCAGAGACAACAACGAGCUGCUGCUCUUCAUCCUGAAGCAGCUGGUGGCCGAGCAGGUUGCCUACCAGAGGAACCGCUACGGCGUGCAGAACGACGCCGUGGAGAUCCCAGAGAAAGAUCUGCAGGAUAAGGCUCGGCAGAUCAACAUCCACAGCCUGACGGCUUUCUACGACAGCGACCUGUUCCGCUCCAACAAGUUCAGCCACGACGGGAAGAAGAAGCUGAUCCUGCAGCAGUUCUGAGGACGGUUCUCCUCGUCUGGUUCUGGUUCUGGGAGGACGGACUGCUCCUCUCAGCUGUAAAUAGAUGUACAUGUUUCUGGUUUAAAGAGGCUGAAAUAAAUCCAUGCAAUAGAA